Nylanderia fulva is the source of this 998-nucleotide messenger RNA. It is a transcript of the gene RpL7A, whose product is annotated as ribosomal protein L7A. The record is from RefSeq and is a predicted model, not a curated record. NCBI's taxonomy places the organism in Eukaryota, Metazoa, Arthropoda, Insecta, Hymenoptera, Formicidae. Gene Ontology annotation, biological process: ribosome biogenesis. Gene Ontology annotation, molecular function: RNA binding. Gene Ontology annotation, cellular component: ribonucleoprotein complex.
CCACUGUUCGCGUAAUUUCUUUUACCUCGUCGGCGUGCUUCACGUUGUGUUUGGUGAAGUGCCACAUUUUACAUCCAGCAGGAUUUCAAGAAAUCCUACCGAUAUUUAAGCAGAAAGAUGGUACAGAAGAAGGUAAAAUCAUCAAGCUAUCGCGCACAACCAAAGAAGAAGGUAGGGAAGAAGGUAGCUGCCGCUCCAUUGGCAGUUAAGAAAGUUGAGCCAAAAAAGGUGACCAACCCCCUUUUUGAAAAACGAACACGCAAUUUUGGCAUUGGGCAGGACAUUCAGCCGGCACGUGAUCUGAGCCGCUUUGUAAGAUGGCCCAAGUAUAUUCGUAUCCAGCGUCAAAGGGCUGUGUUGCAAAAGAGAUUGAAAGUACCACCAACAAUCAAUCAAUUUACGCAAACAUUAGACAAGCAAACAGCUACACAGUUGUUCAAGGUAUUGGAAAAGUAUCGACCUGAAUCAGCAGCCAUGAAAAAGGCAAGAUUGAAGGCAAGAGCUGAACAAAAAAUUGCGAAAAAAGAAGACACGCCGACAAAACGACCAAAUGUCAUUCGCUAUGGAACCAACACAGUGACCACAUUAGUUGAACAAAAGAAGGCCCAGCUGGUUGUUAUUGCGCAUGAUGUUGAUCCUAUUGAGAUUGUUUUAUUCCUGCCUGCUUUGUGUCGUAAAAUGGGUGUUCCAUACUGUAUCAUCAAGGGUAAAGCACGCUUGGGACGUCUGGUUAGGCGUAAGACCUGCACUUCAGUUGCUCUGACACAGGUGGACUCUGGAGAUAGAGCCAAUUUUGCUAAGAUUGUUGAAGCUAUUAAGACAAACUUCAAUGAUCGAUAUGACGAAAUUAGACGUCAUUGGGGUGGUGGUUUGUUAGGAAGUAAAUCUGCCGCGAGAAUAGCAAAAUUGGAAAAAGCUAAAGCAAAGGAGCUUGCUCAAAAGCAGGGUUAAAAUUUUGAGCGACAUUUACAAAAAAUAAAGAAUAAAAUACAGCUAUA